GAGUUUUGUUGUUUAACAGGUUUCGUGGCAGCCAGGGCUGAAGGAGACUUCCAACAACUUCAGAGACAAUGAGAGUCAAAGAUGACACUAUAACGCUUAAUAAGGUAGAAGAUGUAAACAGUGAAUCAAGCAAGAAAGGGAAAGAGAGCGAUGAGAAAAGGAGCCCAACUUCAAGACAGCCAUCAAAUGCUCGUAGAUGUCCCCAGCAGAAAGGACUCUCACAAUUCACAAACAACGUUGACGAAGGAAAUCAAGAUGAAAAACCUUGCCAAGAAUCUUCUGAGUUCAAGUCUGAACAAAGCACUUCAAACGAGCAGCCUGUAGAUAAUCAGGAGAAGUGCAGUGACAAUUCCAACUCCCAAACAGAGAGGAGUGGGAGCCUGUCGGAAGAGAGUCCGCAACAAUUGGAAACAUCUCCAGGCCAAUCGUCAGAAAACCAAGAUCAUUCAGAAAGAUCUCAAAGCCGGUCGGAGAGUUCUUGCGAUCGGUCAGAGAGUUCUCCUGGCCAGUCGGAGAGAUCUCGUGGCCAGUCAGAGAGUUCUAAUGGGCAAUCUGAGACAUCGUGUGACCAGUCAGAGAGAUCUUGGGCCCAAACAGAAAGAUCUCGUGGCCAAUUAGAGAAAGCUCGUGAUCAGCCAGAGACAUCUCGUGCCCGAUUAGAGAGAGCUCAUGACCAGCCAGAGAGAUCUCAUGCCCGAUUAGAGAGAGCUCAUGACAAGCCAGAAAGAUCUCAUGCCCAAAUAAAAAGAUCUCGUGGCUACCCAGAAAGAUCUCGUAGCCGAUCAAAGAGAUCUCGUGGCCACACUGAGAGAUAUCACGGUCACUCAGAGAGGUCUCGUGAUCAUUCAAAGAGAUCUCCUAUCCCAUCAGGAAGAUCUCAUUUCCCAUCAGGGAGAUCUCCUGUCCCAUCCAGGAGAUAUCCUGUCUCAUCAGGGAGAUAUGUCCCAUCAAGGAGAUAUCCUGUCCCAUCAGGGAGAUCUCCUGUCCCGUCAGGGAGAGAUCAUUUCCCAUCAGGAAGAUCUCCUUUCCCAUCAGAGAGAUCCUAUUUCCCGUCAAGGAGAUCUCCUGUCCCGUCAGGGAGAUCUCAUUUCCCGUCAAGGAGAUCUCCUGUCCCGUCAGGGAGAUCUCAUUUCCCAUCAAGGAGAUCUCCUUUCCUGUCAGGGAGAUCUUAUUUCCCAUCAGAAAGAUCUCCUGUCUCAUCAGGGAGAUAUUUCCCAUCAGGGAGAUCUCCUGUUUGGUCAGGGAGAUCUGUCUCAUCAGGGAGAUCUCCUUUCCUGUCAGGGAGAUCUUAUUUCCCGUCAAGGAGAUCUCCUGUCCCGUCAGGGAGAUUUCAUUCCCCAUCAGGGAGAUCUCCUGUCCCAUCAGAGAGAUCUUAUUUCUCCUCAGAGAGAUCUCAUCUCCUAUCAGGGAGAUACCAUGGCCAAUCAGAGAGAUACCGAAGAUACUCACCAGUAGAAAGAUUCAAAACAUCACCCAAAUUUGAGUCUGAAUUUGACAGGUUUUUAACAAUGAAAAGAAGGCGUGAACACUUCCAGAAACAGGUGUAUCGAAGACAUGAUCAAAUGAACAGGAAUCGAAGGAUAUCACCAGAAAAUGGCCGCAGAUCCCACGAAAGCGAUCGAAGACGUGAAAGACAGAGACAGAGCAUGAACGGGGGAGAGCCAGAGAGAGAGGGAGACACAGAAUCUGAAACAGGCUCCAGGCUCUGAGCCGUCAGCCCAGAGCCCGACGCGGGGCUCGAACUCACGGACCACGAGAUCGUGACCUGGCUGAAGUCGGACGCUUAACCGACUGAGCCACCCAGGCACCCCGCACUCUCUCUUUUUUCCAAGUCAAACACUGUUUUUGGUCCCGUUGGGUCCCAGCAGGAACAAUAUCUAUAACCAGGAAAAAAGAGCAACAGUGAAAGAAAUCACCUGACUUAUUUUAAAACCACUGGCUACCCCACCUUAACUGAUAAUAUCAAGAUAACCCCUUAGCAGUUAGGCUUUAGUUAUUCUCUGCUUCUUACAGAGGGUGGCUACUCUUGAGAUAGCCAGGCUGCUGCUUCUAUUAAUUUCUGUGUAUCCACAUGUUCCAGCUACUUAAAACAGAAUUGGUUUUUAAAGUUUAUUUUAAUUUUGAGAGACAGAGAGAGCACACACAGGCAGGAGAGGGGCAGAGUGGGGGAGAGAGAGAGAAUCCCAGGCAGGCUCAGUGCUGUCAGCAGAGAGCCCGAUGGGGGACUGUAACUCACGGACUGAACCGUGAGAUCAUGACCUGAGCCAAAACCGGGAGCUGGACGCUUAACCGACUGAGCCACCCAGGCACUCCCAGCUACUUUUUAAAUAACAACUUUAUUGAGGUAUAAUUUUCAUACCAUAAAGCUCACCCACUUAAAGUAUACAACUCAGUGGCUUGUGGUAUAUUAACAGAGUAUGUCACCAUCACAAUAAUCUAAUUAUAGAACAUUUUCAUUAGCCCCUAAAGAAACUCCUUGUACCCAUUAGUAGUCACUCCCUCUUUUUAAAAAAAAAAAAUUUUUUUUUUAACGUUUAUUUAUUUUUGAGACAGAGAGAGACAGAGCAUGAACAGGGGAGGGUCAGAGAGAGGGAGACACAGAAUCGGAAACAGGCUCCAGGCUCUGAGCUGCCAGCACACAGCCCGACGCGGGGCUGGAACUCAAGGAGCACGAGAUCAUGACCUGAGGUGAAGUCGGCCGCUUAACCGACUGAGCCACCCAGGCGCCCCUAGUCACUCCCUCUUAACUCCCUUACCUCCCUCCCCACUCCAGCCCAAGGCACCUACUAAUCCAUUUUCUUUAUAUAUAGAGGCUGUGGCUACUUUUGUUCCAAAAUGCUUCUAGGUAUGACCAUACUGAAAUAAUAGCAAAGCUGCUUUGGCAUUUGAGGAGUAGAAAAACUCGUCUUGUGGUUUUGAAGAAACAAUAUAAAAAAAGGCUAGAUUCAUGCAUACAAGUGAUCUUCUUGGAUGCUAUGCAAAGAUUCCUCAAUUCAAUACUUGGAACCUUAAUGCUAAAAGGAACUUUGAAGAUUCUUGAGUAAAACGUCUUCAUUAUGCAGCUGGUGGAAAUGAGACCUAGAGAGGUUAAGUUAAAUAGCCCAAAGUUGCUCAUCUAAUUGUGCCCGUCAAAUACAUUUUUAUUAAAUAUUAUACUUAAU
Messenger RNA from Acinonyx jubatus (cheetah), 3161 nucleotides. RefSeq names its product leucine zipper protein 4 (gene LUZP4). Lineage: Eukaryota; Metazoa; Chordata; Mammalia; Carnivora; Felidae. The record is from RefSeq and is a predicted model, not a curated record. The coding region runs from base 69 to 1709 and encodes 546 amino acids. The transcript is spliced from 7 exons.